UGAUUGAACAUAAUGUGUGACAAAAUCAUAGCCUAUAUCUUGCCUGCGAGUAAAACCCGCAAUCACUGGGUUUGAUAUUGAUCGUGAUGACCACCGCACCGCAAAAUAAAACAGGAAAAGAACAAAAAUUUAACGUGUCCGACCCGCAAUCAGAAUUUUGACACAGGUGUAAAGAACGAAGCGCCCCAACGAGCUGUGACCUGGAUCAUCGCAUGUGACAUAAUCGCUCGUUUGCCGCGGCAUCGCAGUUGCUUUCGACAAGAAUUGGUGGAACUCUGUGCAACUCUACCGCAGUACCGGUGCAUUCAUUCUUGAUUUUAACAAAUCCACAGGACAAUAACAACAAGAAAUGUAAGCUUAACUUUUUUUUAAUCGAAAACGUCCACCGCCAAACACAUAACAAAUACAUCAAACUCUGGACUCUAAUAUAGUCGGGGCCAACAUGAAAAAACGUGAAUGUUCCUUUGUCACGCUUUAUCCUGAUUGCUUAUAUCACAUAAAAACAUUACUGUGUAAAUUCUCAGAAAAACGUGAUUGCCGAAUCACAUAAAAGCAGGAUUAAGAGUCCAAUUACGGUUUAGCUUGAAUGACUUGACAUUAACUUUUUAAUGUCCGGAGUUGUGUGUUUUUUGUUAGUUUGAGGGGACUAUUUUACUGAUUGAUCGAAGAAGAGAAUUGAUUCGGGAUAUCGUCAUCCGGGACCUCACGGUGUAAUGAAUCUAUGUUGGCAGAGAGAGACAGAGUGUUUCCUUCGAUCUGUUUGGAGAAUGCGUGGUACUUCUUUACACGGCCACGAAAGUUUUCCAUGUGGUGGUUUUCCUGUGCGAAUAUUUUUUGUUAUAAAACGUCUUUAAACAAGGCUUCGGCAUGUUGUUUAGAUGUCAGGGUUUAAGUUCUUUAGUCCACUUCGUACACCGCACAUGAAGAACACCAAGGGAGAGUCACAUGACAGAAUAAAUAAACCAGAUAAGGAACUUGAACGAAAAAACAUGGGACAGACUGAAAACAAAAAACACGAUUCUUCUCCAAAGUCUAAAUCAAAGGAAAAACUCGACUUGGAUAGAAAAUCAACAAAGAGAGUUAAAGGUGGAACUACUGAAAAUUUACCAAGAAAGACAUCAGAAUCUGAUGAUGGGAGUGGAUCGGAUACUUCCCGUGUUCCCACAAGUGAUGAGGAGAUCGAGGGAAGUGAAACAGAGAGUCAGAUUGAUCGGUCACUUUCACAAUUUGCGGACAACCUAAGAGCCAGGCUACAUUAUCACUCGGAAUCAGAAAAUGACAGUGAAAUCAUUCCGAUCAUGAAUUCUCCAAAAUUGCGUCAAUCACCACGCAAAAAAGGCUCUGGCUCUGUUUCUAAUCCCAAUUCACCCUCCAAGAAAAUGCGUAGCCCUUGUUCUCCGACUAAGGCAAUAUCUCCGAAGAAGAAAUUACGUGAAGUUAAGAAAUUGGAGCAUGAACUCUCUGAAUCUGCAGAGAGUGCUGAAUCUGGUGGGGAAGAAGUCCACUAUAAAGUGCCUAAACUCCGAAACCCACCACCUGCAGAUUAUGUACCUGUCGAUUUCAACGAGUACAAACCACUCAUCUCUGCAGAAGAGACAAAGUCUGAUGAUGUGGAGCUAAUCUUGAUAACAGUUCCUUUCGGUUUUGAUAUCAAUGAUCUUGACAACAAGCCCUUGCAGAUGGACGGUGCUGGCCUGAUUAAAAAGGAUAAGGAUGGUGUUUCCUGGAAGUCUCAUGCAAGAAAAUUGACAAAAGAUGAUAAGAUUCAUGAAUACAUGCCACUCUUGCCGUCCAAGAGGACUGGACAGUUGGUGCCAGUGAAACCUUUUUCCCGGCAAGUGACCUUCACAGCAAGCUAUGAAAUCCCAGCGCUUCAAGCUCCUGCCAUUCCACCGGACCCAAGUUUUGAAAUCCCUGAGGGGCUGAAGUACAGAAAUAAACCCUUUGGGUGCUUGGAAGAGGAUGACAAGCUUGAGUCGCCGAAAAAGGAUACAAAGAGGAGCCCCCUUAAAAAGAAGACUCAACUUGAUAAAACGUUGUCUCCUGAUCAUGGUAAAAAGAGACGCCUGGAGUCGGCACAGCAGCACAAUGAUAUGGAGAAAAAGAAGAGAAGGUCUGAGAAGAAAAGUAAGAAAUGAAGGAUUUUCUGUUCAUUGAUGUAUUCAAGUAAACGUGAAAUUGCAUUUGAUAAGUCAACACAGGCCACGGAAGUUCGUUUUUGUCACCAUCCUCAGGUUGACAUGACUUUGACGCAUACCGUAGUGAAAAUCAGCACAGCAUACCCAAUUGUGAGAACAAUUUUUGCUGCUAUAAGAAAAUCAAGACUGUAAGUCAGUUGUCAUCCAGAUCACAAGAACGGUAAUUAAUUGAGGGAGGAGUCUUUGGAUAUAUUCUUUUUAGUUUUCAAAUCAAAUACAGUGGUUCUUACUUACGACGCUGUUACCUUCAAAUGUUCAACCUUCAUGUACUUUUACAGUGUAAUAAAUGUUCAUGCAUUGUACAAAUGCAUGUACGUAUAGUGUAUUCCCA
Molecule: messenger RNA, 2529 nt
Organism: Lineus longissimus
Lineage: Eukaryota; Metazoa; Nemertea; Pilidiophora; Heteronemertea; Lineidae
Product: muscle M-line assembly protein unc-89-like
Exons: 10
Coding region: 879-2138 (419 amino acids)
Biological process (GO): transcription by RNA polymerase I
Source: RefSeq, a predicted model, not a curated record